Molecule: messenger RNA, 4448 nt
Organism: Perognathus longimembris pacificus (Pacific pocket mouse)
Lineage: Eukaryota; Metazoa; Chordata; Mammalia; Rodentia; Heteromyidae
Gene: Trib2
Product: tribbles pseudokinase 2
Exons: 3
Coding region: 1438-2472 (344 amino acids)
Biological process (GO): protein phosphorylation; positive regulation of proteasomal ubiquitin-dependent protein catabolic process; regulation of MAP kinase activity
Cellular component (GO): nucleus
Molecular function (GO): mitogen-activated protein kinase kinase binding; protein kinase activity; ATP binding
Source: RefSeq, a predicted model, not a curated record
UAAUUUUUAAAUACAGAGUCUUCUCCUACCUCGGGGUGGCAAGGAAGGAGAAGAAGCCACACACUCGCAAAUCAUUAAAGAAGAAGAAGAAGAAGAAGAAGAGAGGGCGUCCGUGUUCUCCCAACGCAUUCGAGGCUGCGCGCGCGCGCGCGGGGAGCCGGAGCGCCUCGCACCGCACACUCCUCCAUCCAGGACGCGAUCCGGGGCCGCCGCGGGGAAGGAGCCUCGCGGGUGGCCGGGCCGGGGGGAGCGCGCGCCCGGCUGCCAGCUGCCGCGGGACCCCGGGACACCCCACCACCCCCACCACCACCACCCCGGGAAGCUCGCGCCGGGGACCCGGAGCGCUGCGCACCGCCCGCCGCACUCCCAGGAAGAUUCCCCCCGGACGCCGGCGAGCCGCGACGGCCCCGGCGGGCGCUGAGCUCGGCGCUGCGGGCCAAGCCCCCCCCGGGGGGGCUGGGUCGCCCCACCUGCGCCCCGGCCGGCCCCGCGUCCCCGCCCGCCCCCCCUCCCCCCCCCGGCACCGUGGACCCUCUUCCAGUCGGCGGCGCCCACCGCUCCAAGUUAAAUGCUCCCCGGCUAUCUCGCUUUUUUUGUGUGUUUGUUUAAUUUGAUUUUUAGAGAGAGAGAGAGAGAGAGCAAGCUUUUGGCGAUCUUGGAAAAGCCUCAGACGCCAUCUACAGUUAAAACGUAGGUAACGGCCCUCUCCGGCACCCCCUCCUUCCACGCCCCCCACCCUUUCCACCAAAAAAAAAAAAAAAAAGAAAGAAAGAAAAAAAAGAAAAAGGGGGUGCCUUCAGAUCGUGGCUGCCGCGCAGCGAGCCGGCGGGCCGGGGCCGAGCUCCUUUUUUGUUGUUGUUCGGUUUCCAACGCGCCGGGAACGAGUCGCCGCCGUGCGCUCCCGAAGACCCGGCCAACUCCGGCGGGGCUCCUCUGCCCGGGACUGCGGCUCCGCCAGCCCGCCCGCCCGCCCGCCCGCCCGGGGCUGCGCUCGGAACCCCGAGCCCGGCUGCAGCCGCCCGCAGCCCGGCUUCCUCCUGCUCCUCCUCCUCCUCCUCCACGUCGGACCCGGAGGGACGGGGACACGCCGCCGAGCGCGCGGAGCCUGCGCCUCGCCGGCGGCGGCCGCUCGGGGCUAACAAAAGGACCGGACCGCCGGCCGCCGGAGCCCGGGCCCGGGACCCCGCGGGGCGCCCGCCCGCCCGCCGCACCUCCUCGGCGGGGAGGGGGAGGCUCCCUCCUCCAGGUCGCCCCUCGCCGCUCCCCUCCUCCUCCCGGGCUCCGGCGCUCUCGCUCCCGUUCGCUCUCUGAACCCGUGGCUCCGAGGUGCCCGCCGGCCGCCCUCGCCGGGGACUCCGGGGUCUGCGCUCCCGCCGGCGUCGGCGUCCGUCCGUCCGUCCGCCCGCCCGUGUGUCUGCGGGGCGCGAUCGCACACCCAUGAACAUACACAGGUCCACCCCCAUCGCCAUAGCCAGGUAUGGGAGAUCGCGGAACAAAACCCAGGAUUUCGAAGACUUGUCCUCCGUGAGGUCCGCCGCCGAGCCCAGCCAGAGUUUCAGCCCGAACCUCGGCUCCCCCAGCCCGCCCGAGACUCCCAACUUGUCGCAUUGCGUUUCCUGCAUCGGGAAAUACUUAUUGUUGGAGCCCGUGGAGGGGGACCACGUUUUCCGCGCCGUGCAUCUGCACAGCGGAGAGGAGCUGGUGUGCAAGGUAUUUGAGAUCAGCUGCUACCAGGAAUCUCUGGCCCCGUGCUUUUGCCUGUCUGCCCAUAGCAACAUCAACCAAAUCACCGAAAUCCUCCUGGGGGAGACCAAAGCUUAUGUGUUCUUUGAGCGGAGCUAUGGAGAUAUGCACUCUUUUGUUCGCACCUGCAAGAAGCUGAGGGAAGAGGAGGCGGCCAGACUGUUCUACCAGAUCGCCUCUGCCGUGGCCCACUGCCACGACGGGGGCCUGGUGCUGCGAGACCUCAAGCUGCGGAAAUUCAUCUUUAAGGAUGAGGAGAGGACUCGGGUCAAGCUGGAGAGCCUGGAAGAUGCCUACAUCCUCCGGGGAGAUGACGACUCGCUGUCCGACAAGCAUGGCUGUCCUGCCUACGUCAGCCCAGAGAUCUUGAACACCACUGGCAGCUACUCGGGCAAGGCGGCGGACGUGUGGAGCCUGGGCGUCAUGCUCUACACCAUGUUGGUGGGGCGCUACCCUUUCCAUGACAUUGAGCCCAGCUCCCUCUUCAGCAAGAUCCGCCGCGGCCAGUUCAACAUUCCAGAGACCCUGUCGCCCAAGGCCAAGUGCCUCAUCCGCAGCAUCCUGCGACGGGAGCCCUCGGAGCGGCUGACCUCGCAGGAAAUCCUGGGCCAUCCUUGGUUUUCUACAGAUUUUAGUGUCUCGAAUUCGGGAUACGGUGCUAAGGAAGUGUCUGACCAGCUAGUGCCAGAUGUGAACAUGGAAGAGAACUUGGACCCUUUCUUCAACUGAGCUCACGGCCCUUGGAGACUCGGCAGGUACCAGGAGUGAGAGAGGGCCCCCACCAAGGGAGUUCUUCUGGGGACACCAAUGGCCUGGCUGGGCAGCAAGACAGACAAACAGAUGCUCGCACUCGUACGUUUCUUGGUUCAGAAGAGAAAAACUUUGAAGUUGCUGAUUAAACAUGUAGCACUGGGGCGAAAGAUGUCACGGGGCAGGGGCUGGGGUCUCUUGGGUGGGAGCCCCCCCCCAAGCUUCUCUUCCCCGAUUGUGGCCUGGGAGACUCUCCCCUUCCCUCUCCCCCAACCCUUUACCAGUUGGGCCCCUCCCACCUACCCCACUUUUCAUUUUGUUCAGAUAGUUGCAGAUCUUGAUAGAAUGGAAACUCUGCCUCAAACACACAUCUUGGCAUUGCACUGUUAGCAUUUAACUUUCGUUAUGAUUCAGGGAAGAAGGAACAAUUGGCUGAGGAUUUUUGUUUUGUUUUGUUUCGUUCGUUUGUUUUUGAAACAAGCCAACCACCUACAAUUACUGAAAAAUAAUUAGAAAAUAAUUCGGUGCACACAGACUGAUGGGAAACCUGGGUGCUAAAUUAAAAGAAAAGAGAAGUUCAGUUGGUAUCUCGUAAUCUCUCUCUUCAACACAUUUCUUCCAAAUAAACUAUUUAAUAUCCUGGCUAGGAAAUGACAUGUGAAUGCUUUCUCCCUACAGGACAAAACUCUGUACUAUUCACAGACGGUUCUGUUUCAUUUCAGUUGGCUGGUGGCAGGAAGCUAUUAGCAGUCGAACUUUCAGAUGCAUUACAUUAUUAUCAUGCUCUAAAAGGGGAAGCGGAAGGAGAAUUCUAGCUCCUUUUUGACUUUGUUCUUUUGAACGAUGAAAAACUCUCCUCUUGGCUCACAUGCCAGGAAAGCCCAAGAGGGCAGUGAGCUCCUGGGGACGUUCUAAUCUCAAAACUAAACAUUUUGUCUUUGUUUUAUAGGAAACUAGUGAAACCAGGCAGGUUGUCCCACAUGUAUAAAAUACAGGGCAGCUACUUAGUUUUCUUUAACGAAGAAUGAUCCUUUGGCUUGGAAGGCCCUCUGGUUAGGACAGAAAAAGCGGGAAGGAUAAAUAAGCUGAAAGCUAGGGUGAUAUAAAUACACAAACAGUUAUCUAUAUCCCAAUACGCACCUUUGUGUUUUCAAGAACUCCUCUAUUUAUUAAGGAAAAUGUCACAUUGUGAUGUAUUAAAUAUAAGCCAGUACUUCAAUUACGGGUCGACUUGGGAUAACAUGUUACAUGCUGUAGUUAACAUUUUAUAAUCCCCCCCUCCCUUGUUUGGAGUAUUUCUGUCCCUAAAAUAACCUUUUUUUUAUUAUUUGGCUUUUCUAGAUAGCUUUAUUUGAUUUCUCGAGUGGCAAAAUGUUUUUUUUUAAUUAUUAUUGUUAUUAUUAUUAUGGCUUUUUCUAUUGCUGUAUGAUACAGAACUCCUUUGGCAUAAAUAUUUGUGUUUCCAGUACCUCAGUUGUUCGGAUUUUACUGCCUGUAUAUGUUUUGUGAAAUGGUCCUGUUUUUGGGGUAGGUGUCACGUGGACUCUAGUGUGUAAAUGUUACUUGAAUUUGUGCUUCAUUAUAGUGCGUGGCAUGUAUGUGCAGACUCUUGGAUGCUUCACGCCUGCUUCGUUGGAGCCCCCACCCCCCACCCCAGGAGGGCAGCUUCCGUAUUCAUAAUCACGAGACAAGGCAACCAUGGAUUUACCCUGGAUUCUAUUUUGAUAAUGGAAGAUAGAGAGGAGAGAGGGUUUUUACAUUCUGAAGACGGUGCUGUGUCAAGAAGGACCUUGGUGGUUCCCUUCCCUCUCCCCCUAUUUUUUAAGUACCCCGGUAGGAGAAGGAUGGGUGACGUGCAUGGUGGAUCUAUGGCCUCUGGUGCUUUGUCCUGUAUUUGGUUUAAUGUUUUUGUCCUAAUCUCUUCAAUCAAUAAAAUUGUGCGUAUUUAACUAAAA